CUGUCUUAUCUCCGAUCUCCGACGUAAAUAGAAGACUUUUCUGCGAUUGGAUUGGAAAUUGGAAUGCAAGUUUCGAAUGUAAUUUUGUGAUAUUAUGUAGUGUAUAGUUUACCUUGUACGAACUGAAAGAUUGUGUCGAUCACGCAUAACUAAUUAGUAAGUAUGUCUUGACAGUUUUCAAAUUCAAUUUCAAUGGCAUGAGGUAUAUUUGAUUUAAUUCGCAAUAACCUUUGGUUCGAUAUAUCCAAAUUGCAGUGUCGGUCAUCCUAUAAUAUAGAAGUAUUCAACGUGUAUUCGUCGGCGUAUUUACCUGGUAGCGAGAACGUCUGAUAACCAUAACAAUGGAUGAUCUGGCGAUUGGGAUAGAUUUAGGCACUACGAACUCUUGUGUUGGUGUUUUCCGCAAUGGGAAAGUUGAGAUUAUCGCAAACGAUCAAGGGAACAGAACGACGCCGAGUUACGUUGCUUUUACUGACGAAGAAAUCUUGAUUGGAGAGGCCGCCAAAAAACAAUCUACUAGAAAUUUACGUAAUACUGUUUACGAUGUCAAAAGAUUGAUGGGUCGUGAAUUCUACGAUGAUGCAGUUCAGGCCGAUAUUAAGCAUUGGCCUUUCCAGGUCAUUAACGAUGAUUACAACCCUAAAAUCCAAGUUGAAUUCAAAGGUUGUUCCAAAACGUUCUGUCCCGAAGAAAUCUCUUCGAUGGUGUUGCGAAAAAUGAAAGAAACAGCCGAAGCUCAUUUGGGCCAAUCAGUUACAAAAGCUGUAAUCACUGUACCAGCUUAUUUCAAUGAUUCUCAAAGAUCGGCUACAGUUGAUGCCGCCAAAAUUGCCGGCUUAAAUGUGUUACGUAUCAUUAACGAACCUACUGCUGCCGCCCUCGCUUAUGGUUUGGAAAAAAAAGUCUCCGGCGUGCAAAACGUGCUAAUUUUCGAUCUCGGUGGUGGAACAUUCGAUGUCUCUGUUUUAACCAUUCAAGAUGGUAUUUUCGAAGUAAUUUCAACCGCCGGUGAUACUCAUUUGGGCGGUGAAGAUUUUGACAACACAAUGGUCGAUUAUUUCGUCGAAGAAUUCAAACGUAAAUAUAAUCAAGAUGUCACCGAAAACAAGAAAGCUCUACGUCGCCUGCGAACUGAUUGCGAAGGAGCAAAGAGAUCUCUAUCAUCAGCCGUUAAAGUCGAUGAUAUCGAAAUUGAGCACAAUGGCAUUGAUUUCUGCAGUUCGAUCUCUCGUGUUCGUUUUGAAGAAUUGAACUCCGAUUUUUUUCGAAGAAUAAUGGAACAGGUUGAAAAAGCGAUCGAAGAUGCUAAAAUCGAUAAAAACCAAAUUGAUCACGUCGUGUUAGUUGGAGGCUCGUCUCGCAUCCCCAAAAUACACAAAAUGUUGCAAGAAUUUUUCAACGGAAAGGAAUUGAACAAAUCCAUAAAUCCAGAUGAAGCUGUAGCAUACGGAGCUGCCGUCCAAGCCGCCAUACUAAAUGGCGACGAGUCGAAGGAAGUGCAAGAUAUUGUGUUAUUCGACGUUACGCCAUUGUCUUUGGGUAUUAGUGUUGGAUUUGAUUGUAAAAUGAGUGUGAUAAUUGAACGUAACACUCAGAUUCCAGCUAGAAGAACUGUAAAAAGAUACAGAACCUUGCGUGAUAAUCAAACCAAGGGUCUUAUUGCAGUUUAUGAAGGUGAAUAUGCUAUAACUGAGAACAAUCAUUGGCUUGGUGAAUUUGUUCUCACCGAUAUUCCUCCUGAACCCGCUGGCGUAGCUAAAGUUGACGUAACGUUCGAAAUCGAUAGUAAUGGUAUCUUAAACGUGGCUGCUGUUGAAAACUCGACUGGUAAUUCUAACCAGCUAACCAUUCAGUAUGAUAAAGGCCGUCUUAGCAAGGAAGAAAUUGAGCGUAUGAUCGAGGAUGCUGAAAAAUUGCGAGCCGAAGAAAAAAACCGCAAAGGUGCAUUAGUCGCCAAGUUAGCUUUAGAAUCGUACUGUGUUGAGGUGAAAAGCGUCGUGCAAGAUAAAAAAUUGAAUUAUAAAAUGGAUAAAUUCGAUAAAGACAUGAUUUUGAAAAAAUGCGAAGAAACCAUUACCUGGUUGAAUUCCGACUUGCCUGCUGAAAAAGAUCUAUUCGAGCAUAAGCUAGCAGAAUUACAACAAAUAUUCGAUGUGAUCAUUUCAAUAGCCCGCUGCCCUAGUGGAAAAAACGACAAAUAUUGUGAAAUACUAAACGUACCAAAAAAUGCCUCCCAAGAUGAAAUUAAGAAAGCCUUUAGAGAAAAGGCUUUCAAAUAUCAUCCCGACAAGUACAAAGGAGACAAGGAAGUAGGAAAAAUGUAUUGGCUGACCUAUGGGAGAGCAAAAGAUUACCUCAUCGACAUAGUGACCGGGAUGUUUCGUCGAAGCACAAUUUCGUAAAAGUGUUCUUUAGAUUGAAUCAUAUAGGAACCUACUUCCCCGGUUUCCCGAUUACAACGCGAUAUUUUUCAACUUGAGAUUUUGAAGGUCAAUGGUGUUUUAUGAUAGGUUCAAUCGGCGGUAUAUGUGAUAAAUUAUUGAUAAAUCAGAUUUUGUUUGUUGAAAUUGAAUGUGUAUUUUGCUAUGUUUUUUUUAUUUUGCUUUAUUUUCACUAAUGUGCUGGUUUUUUGUGUGUUCAUUGUUCAAAAUAUGUACCUAUAGAUAAUAGGAUGGUCACAGUGAAUUAAAAAUUCACUUAAAAGUUGUGUGUGUGAUAUUAUAAGUAAGAAGUACGUAUUAAUACCAAGAAUAUAUUAUUGUUUAGUUGGCAGCUACGUCAGUAUCUGAGAACGCAGGAUAAAUUUUUUACUUUUCUACAACACCUACUUUUACCUUUGUUAAGCAAUUACCUACCGUUGAUUUUGAUUCGUAU
Molecule: messenger RNA, 2874 nt
Organism: Planococcus citri (citrus mealybug)
Lineage: Eukaryota; Metazoa; Arthropoda; Insecta; Hemiptera; Pseudococcidae
Product: heat shock 70 kDa protein II-like
Exons: 9
Coding region: 342-2402 (686 amino acids)
Cellular component (GO): nucleus; cytoplasm; cytosol
Molecular function (GO): ATP-dependent protein folding chaperone; ATP binding
Source: RefSeq, a predicted model, not a curated record